CUCCAGCUGAGCCUGCGGCCCGACGCCUGGCGCCCCUCUCCCAGCCUCCGACACCCGGGCCACCUCCUCCUCCCCCGGAUCAUUUCCCUCCUCCUCCUUUUCUCCUCCCCCGCCUCUUCCGUUUCUCAAGAGAAAGGCUGUAGCCUCCUUCUCGGCUCCUCAUCCCCGGCUUAGGUAAUACGUUUUCCUCUUUACGCCAGCCACCGGCUCCCCCGCCACCAUCUCCCUCCUCCUCGGAUCUGGGGCUGGGGCUGGCUGAGCGGCGCGCGUUCCAUCGCCUCUCCGGAGGGUAGCUGACAGCCCAGAGAGUGGGAGCCGAUUCCACCAGAAGCUGCCACUGAAAACCAAAGUUCAGAAAUGUCAGAGAUCCUCCAGGAACUGCUCCGUGUCUCAGAGAAAGCUGCCAACAUCGCCCGGGCAUGCAGGCAGCAGGAAGCUCUCUUCCAGCUGCUCAUUGAAGAAAAGAAGGAGGGAGAAAAGAACAAGAAGUUCACAGUUGAUUUCAAGACCCUGGCUGAUGUACUGGUGCAGGAAGUUAUAAAACAGAAUAUGGAGAACAAGUUUCCAGGCUUGGAAAAAAAUAUUUUUGGAGAAGAAUCCAAUGAAUUUACUAAUGAUUUGGGGGAAAAGAUUAUCAUAAAGCUGUGUUCGACAGAGGAAGAAACAGCCCAGCUUCUUAGCAAAGUCCUUAAUGGUAACAAAUCAGCAUCUGAAGCACUAGCCAAGGUUGUUCAUCAGGAUGUCACCUUUGCUGAUGCAGCUCUGGAUUCCAUAGUGAUCAACAUUCCACAGGACCUUAUGGGAAUUUGGGUGGAUCCCAUAGGAGUGCCUCUCAUGGGAGUCAUCAAUCAACCUUUUGUGUCACAAGACCUAAACACUCUCAGUUGGAAAGGACAGUGCUACUGGGGCCUUUCUUACAUGGGGACCAACAUCCAUUCACUUGAGCGGGCCAUCUCUAAAAGAAAUGGCAGUGAAAAGCGAACUGAGAACUCCAAUCCUGAGUCAGAGUCCUCCUCGGCUUUUUCAGCAGUCAUCAGCACUAGUGAGAAGGAGACCAUCAAGGCCGCAUUAGCCCGCGUGUGCGGAGAGAGGAUCUUCCCGGCAGCAGGGGCUGGUUACAAGAGCCUCUGUGUUGUCCAAGGCCUCGUUGACAUUUACAUCUUUUCAGAAGACACCACAUUCAAGUGGGACUCUUGUGCUGCUCAUGCCAUCCUGAGGGCCAUGGGCGGGGGAAUAGUGGACAUGAAAGAAUGCUUAGAAAGGCAUCCAGACUCUGGGCUGGAUUUGCCCCAGCUGCUGUACCACCUGGAAAAUGAAGGUGCCACUGGGGUGGAUCGCUGGGCCAACAAGGGAGGACUCAUUGCUUACAGAUCCAGGAAGCGGCUGGAGACAUUCCUGAGCCGCCUCGUCCAAAACCUAGCUCCUCUGGAGACACAGGCAUAGAGGUCUCUGGCCUCAAAGUACAUAUAAGCCAAACUGCAACUGUUAUUUCUAUCUUUUGAAGAUAGUUUUGUCCUAUUGUUGGCUAACAUUCACCUUCCUCUUUUGAGGAAUAUUUUUCCAUUAUGUGUUCAUAAUGUUCAUUUCAGUAAAUUAAUGACAUUCAUGCAAUAAAUUGAUGUAUGAUAUUCUUACAGUGAAUAUGGUGUUAAUGUUGCUUGAAACUUAUUCAAUAAAAUAUUGAAGAAAGAGGAAAAAUCCUAUUCAAUUCGCAGAACUACUCUAAACCUCUAAGUUAUAGAAGAACGGUCACUGAAAUAUUAGGGAGAAUACAGGAGGGGUUUGCAUGGGUUCUGUUUCCUGUCCUGAAGGGAAAAAUCUGCCUGUGUGGAACAUUCAGAACUGUAAAUUUCCAUAAAAUGUAGCAAAAUCCAUGUACUUUCAAUAGUAUUGUUUCUCCUGAGAAGGAAAGUCUGGGAGCACUGUGGAUUCCCCUCCCACCUGCUCAGAGACAGUGAGGUAAUUAGAGAAAAGGAAUUAGAUAGAAAUCCUCACAGUGAGUGGGAGAGAUGCAAGGUGGCAGGAUGCAGAGGAAGGAAGUGCCAUUGAGAGAGAAGGGCAAGGACCAUAGAUACACAGAGACCCAAGAGAGACAUUUCUGCAUACGGAAUGGAGUAGAGAUUUCUACGACUUUUGUAUAUUUACUACACAAGAGGUAGCUUUGUGUGUACCAGUUCCCAUAUUGAUUAUUCUCUGAUGUGAACAUGAACCGUGGUUAUUAGGUUUUUGUUUUUGUCUUUGUUAGCUGCCCUGUCAACCCUGUAGUGCCUACCAAAGGGAAUCAAUCAAUCAAUUGGCGCUGUUCACUGUGCGCCC
Messenger RNA from Urocitellus parryii (Arctic ground squirrel), 2316 nucleotides. It is a transcript of the gene Inpp1, whose product is annotated as inositol polyphosphate-1-phosphatase. Gene Ontology annotation, molecular function: inositol-1,4-bisphosphate 1-phosphatase activity. Lineage: Eukaryota; Metazoa; Chordata; Mammalia; Rodentia; Sciuridae. Gene Ontology annotation, biological process: phosphatidylinositol phosphate biosynthetic process. The record is from RefSeq and is a predicted model, not a curated record.